AUGUACUCAAAUCUGAAGUUGCUCCAAGGCAAUUCGUCUACCUCAGUUCGAUCAGCAUCUCAAUUCCUCAUAGACCGCCGAGGGCGGAGAAUUCAAUCGGACGAAAUCAUAGUGUCCUUCGAUGUGACGUCGUUAUUCACAUCCAUCCCACCAAACGUGGCCCGCGAAGUCUUGCGCAAGAGACUUGAAGAGGCGUGCGAUGAGACUCAGAAUGCCCUCAAAAUUGAUAACCUCCUGAGACUGUUUGAAUUCUGCCAACAAACUUUCGUCACUUUUGCGGGAGAGACCUAUGAACAAAUCGAGGGAACUCCAAUGGGCUCACCGGUCUCCGGUUUGGUGGCAGAACUGGUCCUUCAGGAGUUAGAAAAGAUCGCCUUCCUCCAACAUGAACCGUUGUUUUGGCGCCGCUACGUUGACGACAUGUCCUUCAUCGUAAAUAAGGACAUGCUACAACAUUUCCACAGCCUGCUCAACGCAAUGUUCCCUGAUAUAAAAAUCACGACGGAGGAAGAACAGGAACAGCAAUUGCCUUUCCUGGAUAAGCUCGUCAGACGAAACCUUAACGGUGAACUUGAAACGACGGUUUAUAGGUAG
Messenger RNA from Spirometra erinaceieuropaei, 594 nucleotides. NCBI's taxonomy places the organism in Eukaryota, Metazoa, Platyhelminthes, Cestoda, Diphyllobothriidea, Diphyllobothriidae. The record is from the annotation of a GenBank genome assembly.